CUCCCCCUACUAAUUCACAUUCAAAUUUCAGUAUUAUUACCUUCUUACGUACUUCCUUAGCCGCUUUCAACAAAUAUUAUAUUUUAAGAUGAAUUCUAAACUUGUCAUCCUCUUCAUUAUCCUCUCCAACCUUUCCCUCCCGGUUGUCUCCGUUGUCGACGACUGCGGCGCUCAACAAUAUGACGCCUGCAUCAACAAAAAGAAAGCCUUGCCUCUCAAGAUCAUCGCCAUCGUCUCCAUCCUCCUCACCAGCAUGAUCGGCGUCUCUUUCCCGCUUCUCACCCGCUCUAUCCCUGCUCUCAGCCCCGACCGUAACCUCUUCGUCAUCGUCAAGGCCUUCGCUGCUGGAAUUAUUUUAGCCACCGGAUUCAUGCACGUUUUGCCUGAUUCUUUCGAUAUGUUGUCUUCCAGUUGCUUGAAGGAUAACCCAUGGCAUAAGUUCCCCUUCACUGGAUUUGUCGCCAUGCUCUCUGCAAUUAUAACCCUCAUGAUUGAUUCCAUGGCAACAAGCCUAUACUCCAAGAAACACAAAGCCGCCCUGGUGCUGCCGGAGUCCGGCGGAGAUCAGGAGAUGGCGGUGGUGGAGGCUGCCGCCCAUUCUCAUUUCCACGGCCACCACCACGGGUCCAAGUUGGAAGUUGAGGGUUCGCAACUUCUGCGUUACCGAGUAAUUGCCAUGGUAUUGGAGCUGGGAAUCAUUGUUCACUCAGUGGUGAUAGGGCUGUCUCUUGGGGCGUCUAACAACACUUGCAGCAUCAAGGGACUGGUGGCCGCCCUCUGCUUCCAUCAAAUGUUUGAAGGAAUGGGACUGGGUGGUUGCAUUCUCCAGGCAGAAUACAAGUUUUUAAAGAAGGCUGCAAUGGCAUUCUUCUUUUCAGUCACAACUCCGUUUGGAAUAGCUCUGGGACUAGCAUUAGCCAGCAGUUACAAAGAGAACAGCCCUCGGGCAUUGAUCACUGUGGGGUUGCUCAAUGCUUCAUCUGCAGGCCUACUCAUAUACAUGGCCUUGGUCGACCUUUUGGCUGCUGAUUUUAUGGGGCAAAAGUUGCAGGGAAGCGUCAAGCUCCAAAUUAAGUCCUAUGUGGCCGUCCUUUUGGGCGCAGGAGGAAUGUCUCUCAUGGCUAAAUGGGCUUGAAUAGAUUAAAAUCACUUUCAAAUCUUAUUUUCAGUUGUGUUAAUUCCCCAGUUUUUAUUUGAAAUGUAAAACUAUUUCUAUCUCUCAAUAAGAAAUCAAAUCAUGUGCA
Sesamum indicum (sesame) is the source of this 1244-nucleotide messenger RNA. Its product is annotated as putative zinc transporter 10. Gene Ontology annotation, biological process: zinc ion transmembrane transport. Gene Ontology annotation, cellular component: plasma membrane. Lineage: Eukaryota; Viridiplantae; Streptophyta; Magnoliopsida; Lamiales; Pedaliaceae. Gene Ontology annotation, molecular function: zinc ion transmembrane transporter activity. The record is from RefSeq and is a predicted model, not a curated record.